CUAGUGAUUUCCGGGAAUUUUAAACAUUUAAACAAAAACCAGAUCUUAAUGUUGAUAUUUUAGUUAGAAUGAUGAAUCAGAUAAUUUUCCUUAUUGACACUAAUUUAGAAGGAUGUAUAAAUGAUAACCCCACAUCGUUGUCAAAUGCUGUAUGUUUGUCAUGCUUGCGUCUGCUCCAUUUUUUGUCAUCUGAAUGCGAGAAAGGUGCACCGACGAAGACCAGUAAACUGCAUCAUACAAAAGUUAAAUGGUCAUACAAACUAUUCAAUUCUAAGUACUUUGUAUCAAAAAUAGAAAAUCAUCGCCUGUAUGAUUUAAGACUGAAAUACUUUGAGGAAUUUGAAAAUGAAGUACAGCGUAGGUUUGAAAGCAGUGUAACAGACGGAAAGGCACGGAUUUUAAAUUCGAACAUAAAAGCUGGGGAUAAUCUUCAUCUGGCCUUAAUGCAGUUGUUGGCAGACGUUUCAUGGGAAAAUCAGGACAUUUCAUCGCCAGUGAAAGGAAGAAAAAAUAGAAAGGCAUCUAAACCAUCCAAAAAGAAUACUGUUAUACUGUUUUCCAGGACUCCAAAAACAUUUGCACAAUUAAAAGAGUUUGGUGGAAAACAAGUACUGGAUGAAGAUAUAUUUCUUGAUAUUAUCCUUCCUGGAAGUUUAUUUCAACAGUUUUGUGAUGUGACAAGAAUAAGUCUCUAUUGGGUUGACACACAACAUUCUAAAUAUUUGGAAGACGCAGAUAUCAGUGCUGUUCAAAUUGUAGAAAAGGCUCUGGCAAAGGCAAAUGGAUCCCUUGUUUCACUAGAUUCUAUUACCAAACAUGGGAGCAUACAUUACAGUUCUGUGGCUAGCCUUUUGGAAGAGGACAUUGGCUGUGAAGAGCAAGAAGUAGCAAAACUGACCCAAGGGUCCCUAGCAACCAGACAGGGCUGUAACAGUUUGUUGCCCAUAACUACUGCGUUGUCAUCGUGGUUCAAACAUGAUACCCUGUGUUCAAAUGAUAAUGAGCAACCUGACCAGACCACCAUCAUAAUUGGAGAUAGAUGUAUCGGAGCCAUAUGCAGAGAUGUUCAAAUACAUCAACAAGCAACUUCAGGCAAUAGAGAAACAAGCCUGUCUUCUACUGAUCAUGUUCAGCCUGUGAAUGAAUUCAGCUUCAGUGGCAGGUUUAUGGCCUAUGGCUUGAUUGACCGCCAGCCAUUGAAGCGCCUCACAGUUCAGUGCAGCUGUGUCUGUGAGGCUGCCUAUGAUGAUGAGGGCCUAGGCAAGUCUGGGGUCAGAAAGGACGGGGUGUUUGAGAGACUGAUAGCAAAACUGGCUGCAAGGAAUACAUGUCUGGUCUUGACUCAAGUUCAUACUGGGCAUCUGGUUUUACUGGAACCUCUUUCUGUACAAACUGGGUGCAUGAGUCUGAUGAGCAAAUGGAGCAUACUGGCCGUGGAGAAGCAGCUUGUGGCAGGGGAGCAUGGAGUUGCCUCCCCUAGCAAAUUGAAGAAUGAUGGGACAUUUGAACACUUGGUACAGAGACUAGUUAAAAAUGUUCCAAACAACUACUGCACUUCUUAUGAUGCAGGUCCACUUUCUCUCGACUCCACAGACAGUGCUGGAAGUUUUGAUGGUCGUCUGUUGGACAGAUGGCUGGUUCCUGGUCCUCCAAAGUCCUUCCAGUCUUUGAUAACCAAGCUAAACCACAGGGUGUCCGGAUUAGAUUUUUUAACUGAGCAGGAAACCAGUAUGCUAAAACAGCUUCAGAAGAUGUACAAGCAGGAAACCAAGCCUCCCUGUCUGCAUAGCCCUUCUACCUCAGCAAACACUGGUAAUGUUGGCAUUGAGGAGAAAGUGGACAGGUUUGAGCUGCCUUUAAAAGGGAAAACAUCAAGGGUGUCCCUCAGUCGGACAGAGAUGAUCCUCAGCAAGAGUAGGGCUGUGGCAAAGGAGCAGGGUCAGGAGAAGGAGGAGCAGGGGGCAGGGCCUGACCAGCCUGACAGGGCCAGACCAGACACUGGGACCCACAUCACAGAUUUCAACAGUGUUGAGGAACUGAAGUCCUACCUGACCUCUGUGUACAAGAAGAUGUGUUCAGGGGAGAGCACCCUGGACUCCAGCGUGCAGAUGGUCGUCAUGGUGACUCAGCAGUUUAUCAAGCAGACGGGCAUGGAGAAUGUAGAGGAGCAAUGCAGCAGCCUUCUUAAAGAGAGCCUGCUGCAGACAGGGGCCCAACUGAGGGAGAAGUACAGCCAACAUGAGGACCUACCGCAGGAACAUAAGAUUAAUGAGUACAGUGUGCAGGUGUUGCUGAGGAUGGAGAUGAUGUCAUCGCUGGAAAACAAAGACCAGCAGGAAGGGGAGGGGGACAAUGACGAGAUUGUUGGUUUGCUGAGGACGGUGUCCUUCAUCUCGGGUCCAGACGUUCUCAACAAGUUCAUGGAGUCUUCUCUGCUUUACAAUUACAUCCACUCCAUUCCGAGAACGCUGACAAACAUAUAUGACGAGCUCAUGCAGCCUCUGCCUGACGCCCUGGCGAUGCUGUUGUCCCCGGAUACCAGUAGUGCAGGGGACCAGUCCACCCUUGAUGUGUCCAUGCAGGGAGCCGAUAUCAUGGGCGGACCCCCCUCUGCUAGGACCCGGUCACAUGGGUCUGUAGGCCCACCCUCCAGUCAGCCGGGAUCCAGUCUGUCCAUGUCACAGCUGGAUAUCUCAGCUUCAAGGCCCAGGGGUAAUCGUAAACUGGCACACCAUCCAAGCCUUGCUGACUUUGGAGCCAAGAGACAAAUUGUGGUGCAGAAGGUGGUAAAAGAGAAGACUAGUAAAAGUUCAAAGAAAAGUAAAGAUCCACACAAAAGGUCCAAGGACAAAGUGGCCAAGGUGUUGUUUGACAAGAGGGGAGGUGUCAAGCUUGAGAGACGCCAGUCUGUGGCCGUCAUGCAGCGAUCAUGUAAGACGCCCAAGAAAACACCCAGAAAGUCGCCGAGAAAGAUGCUGAAAAGUCCACAAUAUGGAAUUUCACCACGGAAGAAGCUGGUAGCAGAGACCCCGUCUCACAAGCUCUUGUCGAGUGUUUUGCAGGGGAGAGAGGCGCGUAAGAGACACCUGAGUGGUACAGCAGUGAUUGAGGAGUCCCCAGUGAAAGCUUGUGAACCAGCUUUAAAGGACACGCCUACAAAGGGGAAAAGGGCCAAGGCUUUACUAAGAAGAUCAUUCUACUCGGCCGGUCCAGUGAAGCGAACAAAGAAUCUCUCCCAGUAUUUCCAGCUUGCAGACAAAAUAGCUGGUCGCCAGAGGCAACCGUCUGGGCACAGUACCGAGGCGAACAAGGAGUCCACCAGACCAGCCAAACUGCUCAGCUUUGAUACCUCAGCACACUUCAAGUCUCCUGAUAAGAACUCGUCAUUUCUCCUGUCCCAGCUGGCUGUGAGUCCGUCCCCAGCCAAAGCCACACCCAGGAAGGUGGCGUCUCAUACGCCCAGCAAGCUGGUGCUUGAAUCUCCAUCUCACAACACUCGGUCCAGGAGGGCUAUGUCACCUGCAGUUAACCUGUUCCAGAGUCCAUCAACCCGUUCAAGGGUUGUAUCCCCUAGUAACAGGUCAAAGGUUGCCUCUCCCGCUGUACGCCAGCUGAUGAGUCCAGUCAGUCAUAGGUCACCGCAUGUGCUAGUGGCAGAAUCAGAAACAAAGGAAAGUCCAAAGUCACUACAAAGCACACCGGUAAAAAGUCCGAUAUGUGGUAUUGUGAUAAGUGGACUAGAUUCGCCCAGUCACAACACACGAUUGAGUGUUUCUAAGACGCCGACACGAAACUCCGUAAGGGCAGCACUGUUUUCAAAGAGUCCGAAUGUAAAUAGAACUCAGUCGCCAAGCCAACGCUGUGCCAGUCCAAGGACGUUGCUAUCCAAGUUUGGUUCUCCUUGCAAGCAGUCAACCAAGCAUGGGGUAUUAGCCAGUCCGUCGAAAAAUGCCAAUCUUUUCACCGACAUGUUUGAUCAGCAAGCUGUCAAAUCUGGAAAAUCUUGUGUAGGGUCAUUAAAGUUUGAUGAAAGAGCUUACCUUUACGGUGGUAAAGAAAAUGAAACUGAUCUUAAGGUGAAUUUACAGAAGACACCGUCUCCUAAAUGUAAGAAAAUUGUCAAAACACCUGAAUCAUUUGACAAGUGGCAUCGCAGAAAACCACGCACCUCGCCAGCAGUUCCAAAAUCACACGCACAGAACAUGCUCACCUUACAAGAGCAUACUUCUGGAAAUAAUCCUUCCUUUGGCAGUGCUGAAUUUGUUAUGAAACAAGUUGAAGGAACCUUGCGGAACAAGCGUAGCUUGAUUAUGUCUCCCAAGAAAUCGCUGGAAUCUUCAAACAAACGAAGGAAAGGGAGUGAAAAUGUAGAACCUGAGUUGUCAGUUAGGUUGAAUAAAAAGAGAAGUUUACUUCUCUCCCCAAGCAAAAUUUCAGAAUCCCCAAGCAAGAGAAUUCGACUAAUCGAAAAUGUAGAGAAGUUACAGAGAGAGAGUUCAGUUGCGUCUUUGAGGACUGGCAGUCAAGGAUUCGAUACAUCUGUAUCUUGUAAUGAAAUUUCUCAGAUGAGUGAUGCAAGUCUUGAUUAUUUCUCCGCAUCGAAUGAUGACGUGUUUCUCUCCCAGAAUAGCACGUCAGUGCCAUUAGCAAAGAUUAAUUCAAUGGACCAUGAAAUUGGCUGCAAAUCAGGUUACAGGAAGAAAAGAAUGCUGCUUUAUUCUACCAAGACCAUUGACUCUCCUAAAGACAAAAAUUUGAGCAGAGUAUUAAGUGGAGAAUUUCCUUUCUCGGAUCAGUCUGAUAAUGAACGAUCAGAGUCGCCUAUUUUUGGAUCAAGUCAAAAAAAUACAUAUACAAGAAAAAAAUCAGGAAAGUCUCUGCUUUCACAGAAAAGUGAAGGUUUUGACAAUGAGGAAAUGCAAUCACUUGAUGUUGAUAGUAUGUCCCCAAAAUUACUUGUUAAAUCUCCAGGCAACAAGAAAUAUUCCCCAAAUGUCUCUGCAAAAAGCUUAAUGCACUUGAUUCAGUCACCUUUGCUGAGAUCUCCAGUUGGAGGGGAGAAAUGUCAGGAGACAGAAACUGAAACAAGAGAAACAAAGGCAAGUUCUGGAAGAUCUCGCAGAUCCCUGAAAAUGCAGCUAUGACCUUUUUUUAUAUGUUUAAUAUGAUGUGCAUAAGCAGUCCUCUGGAAACUGGCACGUGUUUUUAAUGCCUGAAUAUUCCACUAAUUGGUUGUUAUGACUACAGAAUUUAUAUCAUAAAUCUUAUUAUUUUAAAUCAUAUAGCAAUUAAUGAUUUAACAACUGACAAAACAAUCUUGAAAUGAAGAACUGGUUUUCAUAAUGGCUCAUUAAAUAACAAAAAGUCUCUGCAUUUUAAGGCAUUUGAAUUGAAUGUAAAAAGAUUAUAUUUUAAAACAAUUAUUUUGGGAAAAUAUUGAGGAUCAUGUGUAGUAAUUGGUUAGCUAUACUAAAUUGAUACACGCCUAACAAAAUUGGAUAUUACAAGCAUUAUUAGUUUUAUUAAAAGAAAUAUAUACUUAUGCUCCAAUUUAUUGAAUUCUACCUGAAUUUUAAGGAAAAAAAGUGCUGUGUUUUAGACUCUAUUAUGUUAUUUUUACAUUUCUUUUUCAGUUUAUAAAUAUUCUGGAGCAUUCUUUGUUAAAAUAUUUGUUCUUUGCUUUGGUUACUAAUUAUUUAUCUUUUGUGUUAAUUUGGUAUAAUUUACAUUUUUGUGGAAAUGAAACGCUAAUCAAUUCAUAUGAAAGCUAUUUUGUAUCAGUUUUCCAUUUGUAAAUGAAAAGGAAGUAAAGAAAAAUCAACGCAACUGGGGGUCAUGUAGAGGAUAUAUCGAUUAUAGAUCCUGAUUUUAUUAAUUGUCUAAAUUUGUCUGUCUAAUCAGCCUUAAUGUCUACCAUGUCACUGCUACAAGUGAAACCAGUUUGAAUGCCCGCCAUACCACUGCUGCAAUUGAAACCCUGUAUGACAUAUCAGCUGAGCCUUGGGAUGCAAUUAGUCCAUAAUUGUCUUGUCAAAUUUGUGUGUAACGUCUCAGAGAUAGUUUGCUGGGUUCUGCAAAUUCAAUUACUUGGUAACGAUAAUAGGACAUGAUAUGCCCAGAAAAUCUGCUCUGGUUAUUGGCCUGCACUGUUGGAGAUAUAAUAUUUUUACCAUUUUUUCUGCAUAUUUGUAUUGCCUUUUGCCACUUUAUCCGGUUAUGUGUCCCUGAUGCCAUCUUCUAUAUGGUUAUCUGAUGCUCUAUCACUAAGGGAUUCACAGGGCUGCACUCAGUUCAAUUACCUAGUUAGUGAGAUGUGAAGACACACGGUUAGGUGUUGAAUGAUUUCUAAAACUGAACCAUUACUGGUAUUGUACUCUUCUUCCAUAGGGCUUUAUGUAUGUAUGAGCAACAUUAUGUAAUCUGUGUUAAAUAUAUGUUGCAUAGCAAGGUUUUGAACUGAACAGUGAUCUCAUGAGCUUUAUUUAAAAUUGACUGUUGAUAAAAGGGGGUCUGGGUUGAUAAAAGUGUCUAAGUCUUAGGUGAUUAAAUGAUUUAUUUUGCUAAAAUGGUCUAUGUUGCGGAAAUGGUCCAUAUUGCUUAAAUGGUCUUUAUUUGUAAAAUGGUCUAUGUUGAUAAAAUGGUAUUUAUUGGUUAAAUGGUCUGUAUUGAUAAAAUGAUAUACAUUGAUGAAAUGCAUGUUGAGAAAAUGGUUUCUGUUCCUGUUUUUGGUAUACCAAUCAUGAGAAAUUAAGUACCUUGAUAUAUAAGAAGCAAAGAUAAAUUACAUAACAUAACAAGGUAGUUAAAGAUAUUUUGAUUUGUGCAAUACUUUCUAUUUUUGAUAACAUAGCCACAUAUGUAAAAUGUGACACAUUUUCAUAUAGCAGAUAUAAAAUGAUAAACAUACUUUUUAGAUCACCCACUGACACAUAAUUUUAUUUAUUUUCAGAAAUUAAAGUAAUAAUGUCCAUUGAUUUUGGAUAUUGUGUCAAUUGUUCGUUAAAAUUUAAGUGCAUUAAAUUGUUCAGUUAGAUAGGGUUGUCUAGUAGGGGAAAGGCUUUUGAUAAUCUAAGAAAUAAUGAUCAUGUGAUCAUAUAUUAUAUUAUAUAGAUGAUUUUGUGUACUGUUUGUCAUAAAACUAUUCUUAACAUAGAAGAAAUAGUUGUUUCUGUUAGUAUAUUGUAAGGUAGAAUUUUUAAAGGCCAUUAAUAAUUCAAUAUUUCAGUAGAAUCGGAUUCUAUGAAUAUACUUUUAUACUAUGAAACUCAUGGUAAUACAAUUUAUUUAUGAAUGUCAUAAUGAAGAUUUAACGUUUUAGUUUUGUUUUUUUUCCUACAUUCACAAAUUUGAUUAGAUUGUAUUGUGUUUAGUUACUGGACACGCAUGUGUAUAAACCAUUGUCAAUAAUUUAAAAUCUACAUUUAAAUAUGAAUGUCACAUUUAACAUAUUGUACAUUUCCAUGUUUUAGUUUUUGAACUUGUGCUAUUUUGUCCAUGUUCACAUUUUUCCUCUAUUUGGUUAUAAGACAAAGUUUCAUAUUUCCGCAUUGUACUGGAUUCGUCUGAAGCGUUUAAUAAAAUUGUUGUAUCGGAAUUCAGCCUUGAUUUAAAUACCAAUUUUCCACUAUUAAUAGCCAAUUAGUUCAUUAAAUUACACUUAAUGGACAGAUGGGCAAAGGUUGUUUAUGGUAUGCUGGUUUUUGUCUUUACCUAUUAUAGUUUUUCAGUUUUAAAUUUCGAUCCAGUGCUCUACCCAAUGAAUCGAAUAAUUUCAUUUUAGGAAUGGUAGUAAUUUACAAUUUAAUUAAAGAUGACGUCAGUGUACGAGACAGGACUAUGUGUACUUUGUUUUCCCUUCACCACUUUGUAAAUAUUUCAUGUUCUGUUGAUGGCGCUUGGUGUUCAAUCUAAUUAUAGCACUGUCUCUAUACAGUAAAAUAUU
Messenger RNA from Dreissena polymorpha, 7942 nucleotides. RefSeq names its product treslin-like. The transcript is spliced from 20 exons. NCBI's taxonomy places the organism in Eukaryota, Metazoa, Mollusca, Bivalvia, Myida, Dreissenidae. The coding region runs from base 69 to 5144 and encodes 1691 amino acids. Gene Ontology annotation, cellular component: nucleus. Gene Ontology annotation, biological process: regulation of DNA-templated DNA replication initiation; mitotic G2 DNA damage checkpoint signaling; DNA replication. The record is from RefSeq and is a predicted model, not a curated record. Gene Ontology annotation, molecular function: chromatin binding.